This is a messenger RNA of Adineta ricciae, 606 nucleotides long. The record is from the annotation of a GenBank genome assembly. Lineage: Eukaryota; Metazoa; Rotifera; Eurotatoria; Adinetida; Adinetidae.
AUGAUUAAUUUGAGUUACGAUGAAUUCUAUGAAUUUUUAAAAGCUGCUUUGAAUAAUGAUUUAUGUGAACUUUUUCGAAUUCAUGCUAUUCGAGAUAUGUUCUCUUUAUUAUCAACAACAGUCGAUCGAUUAAUUGAAAUUUUCAAUUAUGAUAUUCUUGAAUUAAAUUCUUUGAAACAAAAACUUGGUUAUGUUUCAACAAAUGGAAAUUUUUAUCCCCGACUUGGUUAUCGAAAUUCACUUGAUCGUUUAUUAUUGUUAGUAAAGACGAAAAUGAAUUUACGUAUGAAUAGUUUAGUUGUACCUGUUAAUCACAUCGAAUAUGAUAUUGCACAAAAAUUAACAGAAUUGUGGGAAAAUACUCCUAAUUUAUCAAAUCAUAAUAAUGCUCCUAUUCUUAUUUCAUGGAUUAAAAAUAUUGUUGAAAAUCUUAAAAGACCAAAGAAUAAAUUUAGUUAUGAUCAUCAUAUUCAACAAUUUGCUCUUCUAUUAUUAAUUCUUGGUAGUCGAAAUUGCUAUGAAUUUCUUCGAUUGAACUUAUAUGGAGCAUUACCUCAUAUUACCAAUUUAGAAUUAUUGAAGGACAGUUCAGAUUUGAUUUAUUAG